Molecule: messenger RNA, 2893 nt
Organism: Fomitiporia mediterranea MF3/22
Lineage: Eukaryota; Fungi; Basidiomycota; Agaricomycetes; Hymenochaetales; Hymenochaetaceae
Exons: 4
Coding region: 444-2537 (697 amino acids)
Biological process (GO): nuclear-transcribed mRNA poly(A) tail shortening; regulation of mRNA stability
Cellular component (GO): P-body
Molecular function (GO): translation repressor activity; mRNA binding; protein binding
Source: RefSeq, a predicted model, not a curated record
AUGCAUCAAAGCUGGCGGUGUGGACGCCCGAAUAGGCAGUCAGGUCAGGCCUGUGCCGAAAUGAGGCUGCCACCAGCUCAGCUGGCCGUGUCCGCCUUUCCUUCGACCCUCGUCCUCUCUCCUCGUCGUUGCGGUCUUUCCUCUGCGUCGAGCUUCGUCGGCACUGCAGCUGUUCGCCAGCCAGCACAUUCGCUUCCUCUCUUGCUAGACCGGCAGGCCCGCUGGUCUUGUCUAGGUAGCCUUAACAAGACGCCCAGCGUGUCGUCCACAUCGGCAGGCCACUCAUAUCCUUCUAGCCACGCCGACUCGACGCCGGUGAACACAUACACACCCUAGUCAUUUCUUCGCCGCGCCAGAUCGCUCCCUGCCUUUCUUUCUCCCCCCUUUGAACCCUACUACUUUCACUUGCAUCUUUUUAUCCGUCGUCACCUGAGUAACGAAUAAUGUCUCUACGACCUCCAUCUACCAGUCCAAGCCCUUCGCCCGCGCCUAAUGGAAACGCAAAGGCAAAUGCGCGUGCGUCUAUGGGUCCGUCUUCUAAUCGUCCGGCGCCCAUCAACCUUGUGAACCCGCCUGCGUCGCCUCGCCCUGGGUCAGGUCGUCCAACCAGCGAGCUUCUUGGUAAUCAAGGCAUGUUCCAGACUCCGGAAGCUGAGGCUAUCGACCAAUGGUUUGAAAAUUUGCAAAAUUAUGAAGCGACGUUGGAGGAAAUGGCUGCUGCAUCUCUGGAUGUCAAUUUCAAAGAGGAACUGAGUGCGAUCGAGCAAUGGUUCCGCGUUCUCUCGGAGGCCGAGCGCACAGCUGCUUUGUAUAGUCUUCUGCAGCAUUCGACUCAAGUGCAGAUUCGUUUCUUCAUCACAGUCCUGCAGCAGAUGGCUAGAGCAGAUCCGAUGACUGCACUUCUCAGUCCUAAUGCGGGUGGUUCGAUGCAAAGCCAGAUGGAAGCCAAGCUCGCACAAAUGGGCCUAAAAUCUCCUGGGCUUAAAUCUAACAUGCCCUCUUCCCCGUCCGCGCGUAAUUUUAGCGGUAAUUUAACGGGUAACCGUCAGUCACUUGCGGUUGAGCCUAGCUCGAAUUCCUUCCUUUCUCCCGACUCUGCUGCGAAUACCGGUGGUAACAACGAUGCGGCUGCAACUUUAGCUCAGCAGCGUGCGAAACUUAAGGCUAAUGCCGCACAUCGUAUCUCCGCCCCUGCUCUGGCCGGUGCUGGCGGAAGCAAUGUUUGGGGUGGUUCUGGUGCAAGCUCUCUUGGUCAAGUUGCUGAACGCAUUGCAGACAGUGAUGGUGCUCAGGAGAUUACUAUCCCUGCCCCAUCUGGUGCACCAGGCAGUGCGCGUCCGAAGAGCACCGACUUUAGCGGCCUCUUGCGUUCACCUCGUCUAAACAACGUCGCGAAUGAGAACGAAGGUCUCGAGGCCCAAUUGAGCCCUAUGGUCGGCGGAAACUGGGCUAGCAUGGUUAACACUCCUCGCGAUCUAAUGUUUGACGUUCAGAACCAGGGCGGUAAUCAAAAUCUUGACGCUGCGGCAGCUAAACUGGCUUCUUGGCAAGUUGGCAACUCUGGGGGGCGUUUCAGUCUCGAUGAUGCGAAGAAGUUCCGCCGCACCUCGAAAAGCACCACUAACGAAAAUGGCGCGAACGCUAUGUCGAACGGCCCAACGGGGAACAAUCCGAACAAUGUUGUCUAUGGUGAUGACGGGAAUGUCAUCAGUUCGGGAUCUCAACGUAACAGUCGUUCCCAGUCGGGCCUCAACAAGUCGGGCUAUCCGGGUAACUCGCAACUACGCAGCCCUGCACUCUCAAACGUUUCAUCUGGUCGCUUUGGUGGAAGUGAUGAUGGUGGUUUUGGUGCGGUGGGCAUGAACGCCUUCGGUAUUGGCAUGCCUUCACCAAGUCUUCAAAAUAUGGGUGGACUCGGUAACAUGGCUACUAUGCAACAACUGAUGGCUGCGGCACAAAUGGGGCAGCUUAGUCCGCUUCAGAUGCAGCAGCUGAACAUGAAUAUGAUGGGCAUGAACAUGGGUAUGCCGGAUGUUCAGAUGCAGGCACUCCUUCAAGCGCAAAUGGCCGGUGGUCUUAUGCAGCCCGGAUUUGGCGGAUUCGGAGCCCAAGCCGCGUUGCUCAAUAAUAUGAACAAUCGCGGGAACAGCUCUCGCGGUUCGUCGCGCAUGGCGAGUACUGGCAGCGGCAACCGUAGCAACAACGGUCGCGGAGAUGGAAACAAGGACAAGGAGGACGACUUUGAUCCUAGCCUUCUGAAUGACGUGCCAGCGUGGUUGAGAAGCUUGCGUUUACACAAGUACACGCCGAACUUUGAGGGUAUGGUCUGGCGUGAUAUGGUUGUGAUGAACGAAGCGGAUCUCGAGGCGAAGGGUGUCGCUGCACUUGGGGCGAGGCGUAAGAUGUUGAAAACGUUCGAGACUGUACGCAGCAAGAUGGGGAUUAAGAUGCCGGGUGAGUCUGGCUCGGGCGAGAAUAUGGAGGGGAAUAAAGAUGGUAAUUUGAACGAAGGUGCAGGCACGGUUGAUGCUGCGUAAUCUUCUGGAUGAAGGAGCGCCUGGGAUUUAUGUGAAAAAAUAUUGGAUGUUUUGAUUUUCAACAACAAGGUGAUCACAGGGUGGAACCGGCGAAGUAUACUGUUGGGACUGGAGUUAUACGAAAGGAAAGCUCCUGGCUGAAUCUCUAUUAAUAUUUCCCUUUUACUAUUUCUUUUAUCCUUUUCUUUUUGUUCUUAUUGCUGCUCUCCACUUCUGUGACGGACGACCACCAUAUGUUCUCCCUUCCCCAAUAUCUAUCUACGAAGCAGGCCGUUUUGGCUUGUUAUAUGUGUAGGGCAUUGCCGAGUGUACAUACAUCUGAUGAUACCUCAAUAUUAUCUCUCUCUCCAAUCUGC